Olea europaea var. sylvestris is the source of this 1611-nucleotide messenger RNA. RefSeq lists its product as uncharacterized. Bases 374 to 1570 code for a protein of 398 amino acids. The record is from RefSeq and is a predicted model, not a curated record. NCBI's taxonomy places the organism in Eukaryota, Viridiplantae, Streptophyta, Magnoliopsida, Lamiales, Oleaceae. The transcript is spliced from 16 exons.
CUAUUUAUUCCACAGUGCAUUUUCACAAUUCUCUCCGCUUUGUACGAGCCGGCGCCUUUGAUUAUCUCUGUCCUCUGUCUGUCUGUCUAGGAUCUUUCCCUUUCUUCCAUACACACUCCAUAUGCAUAUAGAGAGAGAGAGAGAGAAAUAUAUAGUACUCUGUUGUAGAACAACAGUUUCGUUGUAGCCAAUCUAAUACAGACACAGCUUCUUUUUUUUCAGCUGUGGAUUCAUUCACGGAUGAAUCGCGUUAUUAUCGGACUAAUUGAAUUCAAGGCCUGAGAUUUUAAUGCAUAUGUCGGUCAAAUGAAAUAUCGGAUAUGCAUGCAUUUAUUGCCGUUUGUUGCCAGACUGUAGAAACUCAAAUUUGCCUAUGAAGGCAUCCAAAUCAUGGCAUUCGUUGUUGAAGAAAGGACAUUUUUCAUUUGAGGUGGGAGUAUGUGGUGCAAAGAUGAAUCAGCUGCCGUUUAUGGGAGUUGUCUGUACAGUAAUGUUAUUCAUUGUGUAUAGGACCACAAAUUAUCAGUAUCAACAGACAGAAAUCGAAUCAAAAUUGCACCCCUUCUACACAUCAAAGGAUGGGAGCAGGGCUGCCUCAAGCUUAAAUAGUUUACCCCGUGGAAUCAUCGAACCAAGGUCAGAUCUGGAGUUAAAGCCUCUGUGGACUACUAGCAGUUCUAAGUCACAGGUUAACGUUGGAAGUUCUCAUAAUUUGUUAGCAAUACCAGUUGGAAUUAGGCAAAAGAAGAAUGUUGAUACUAUAGUUCAAAAGUUUCUUUCAGAGAAAUUUACAGUUAUUUUAUUCCAUUAUGAUGGCAAUGUAAAUGGAUGGAGGGACUUGGAAUGGAGCAAGGAAGCUAUACAUAUUGUUGCUCACAACCAAACGAAGUGGUGGUUCGCAAAGCGCUUUUUACAUCCGGCUGUUGUGUCUAUUUACGAUUACAUAUUCCUGUGGGAUGAAGAUUUGGGGGUGGAUAAUUUCCAUCCCGGAAGGUACCUGGAAAUUGUAAGAUCAGAAGGACUGGAGAUAUCUCAGCCAGCUUUGGACCCAAAUUCAACUGGUAUACAUCACAGGAUUACAAUAAGAAAUAGAAUGCAUAAAUUCCACAGAAGAGUAUAUGACGUCAGAGGAAGUGUUAAAUGUUCAGAUGAUAGUGAAGGGCCUCCUUGCACUGGAUUUGUAGAAGGAAUGGCUCCUGUAUUUUCAAAAUCUGCAUGGGAUUGUGCCUGGCAUUUGAUACAGAAUGAUCUUGUUCAUGGAUGGGGGAUGGACAUGAAACUCGGCUACUGUGCUCAGGGUGACCGCACAAAGAAGGUGGGAGUAGUUGAUAGUGAAUAUAUUGUUCAUCAGAGUAUACAAACUCUUGGUGGGGCUUCUGCAAAGAAGGGUUCAAGUCGCCAAAAAUAUGUGAAGAGACAUGGCGUUGAUGUGCGAUUGGAGAUUCGGAAGCAAUCAACAACAGAACUUCAAAUAUUCAAAGAGAGGUGGGAACAAGCCAUAAAAGAGGACAGGAACUGGGCAGAUCCAUUUUCAGGAAGGCGUAGACGCAGCCGUAAGUUGAAGGUUUAACUCGACGGUAGUUGACACCCAUUUUGUACUUAUAGGCUAAU